Coturnix japonica (Japanese quail) is the source of this 2597-nucleotide messenger RNA. It is a transcript of the gene VPS26C, whose product is annotated as VPS26 endosomal protein sorting factor C. Gene Ontology annotation, biological process: intracellular protein transport. The record is from RefSeq and is a predicted model, not a curated record. NCBI's taxonomy places the organism in Eukaryota, Metazoa, Chordata, Aves, Galliformes, Phasianidae.
GAGGGAUGACGCCACGGAACCCCGGAUGUUGGCGGCGCCCGCUGCCCCGAGCGCCGCGGGAGGAAGCGGCUGCCGGGGGUGGGUUUCCUCCCGCAGGGGCCGCUCCCGUCCCGUCAGGGCGAGAUGGGGACGGCGCUGGAUAUCAAGAUCAAGCGGGCCAACAAGGUGUACCGCUGCGGGGAAAUUCUUUCUGGAGUCGUGGUCAUAACAAGUAAGGACACAGUCCAGCACCAAGGCAUCUCAUUGACAAUGGAAGGAUCUGUAAAUCUGCAGCUUAGUGCCAAAAGCGUGGGUGUGUUUGAAGCUUUCUAUAAUUCUGUCAAGCCUAUUCAAAUUAUAAACAACACCAUUGAAAUGGUAAAAUCAGGGAAGCUUCCCAGUGGCAAGACAGAAAUUCCUUUUGAAUUUCCAUUGCACGUGAAGGGCAACAAAGUUCUGUACGAGACGUAUCAUGGUGUCUUUGUUAAUAUUCAGUAUACCCUGCGGUGUGAUAUGCGACGCUCUCUGCUGGCAAAAGACCUAACUAAGACUUGCGAAUUCAUUGUCCACUCACUGUCACAGAAAGGGAAACUGACUCCGAGCCCAGUAGACUUCACAAUUACUCCUGAAACUUUGCAGAAUGUUAAAGAGAGAGCAUCGCUUCCAAAAUUUCUCAUCAGAGGCCACCUCAGUUCUACAAACUGUGUCAUUACGCAGCCACUUACAGGGGAGCUGGUAGUGGAGAGUGCAGAAGCUGCAGUCAAAAGUAUUGAGCUGCAGUUAGUGCGUGUGGAAACCUGUGGGUGUGCAGAAGGUUAUGCCAGAGAUGCCACAGAGAUACAGAAUAUUCAGAUUGCUGAUGGAGAUGUCUGCAGAGGCCUACCAAUUCCUAUAUACAUGGUGUUUCCCAGGUUGUUCACUUGCCCUACCCUGGAAACAACAAACUUCAAAGUGGAGUUUGAAGUGAACAUUGUUGUCCUUCUGCACGAUGAUCAUCUAAUCACAGAGAACUUCCCACUGAAGCUCUGCAGGAUGUAAACAGCCAGAGGAAGAAUCGCUUAAGGAGUCACUGGAGAAGGAUGAAAUCAUUCAUUCAGAGACAAAAUGAGAUUUUAUCUUGUGUUAUUUGAAGUGAAAACUUAUCACUUCCUUCUUCCUGAUGGUGGUUCUUGGGCUCUCAGUCUAUAAUUCUUCCCAAAGCCUGUGCCUGUCUUACAAUAGCCUACGUGGAUUAACCAUCUCGAGAGCACUCUCAAGUGUUUGAUUUCAGCAGCCAGAUUUUCUGCAACUUUUUCCUCAGCCAAAUUGUGAAUGAUUCUUUGCAUAUUUUCACAAGUUCUAGAAAUAUGUAAAGUAAGUUUUUCUGCUCAAUUCAUAACGUAAUAACACCUGUUUCAAAUUCUUUCAAAGACCUCUUAAACGGAACCAGUCCUGUUAUAUAUGGUGUAUAUAUAUUUGAGGAGGGGACGGGACUGGGAUAUAUAAUACUGAAUAGUAUUUGUGGAAGUAUAAUAAAUGGUGCUACCACAACGCACAGUGUCAUGGGAUGAAUAUUGCAAGAUGGUUGAAUUCAGAGAUGUGAAAUGAGUAAUGAUGUGAAUUAACAUCAAGUGUAUUUUGGUCAAAUUAGGAAUGAGUCUGCCUUGAAGGAGUGCUUAGAACUGAAGUUACUGCUUCACAUGCAGCUUCUCACUGGAUAUUCCCUGGGAUGCCCUUGCUUUACCCUUUGCUAUUUGUGUAAAGUACUGCCAAGAAAGAUCAGUCAGAAGUUUUUAGCUUCAAACUGUACUUAUUCUGGGCAUUUUAACAUCUUUCUUCUUUACUAGACUUGUACAGCUCAGCUCAGAUGUGAAAAAGGAAUGACUGACAUGACAAACAGCAGCACUGCAUUGUUCGUCUGCUCCAAGAGUAGACUACACCAAGUACUGGAGAAAGUGCCUAAAAUACUUUCAUGCAGUGGCACUUUGUGCCCAUGGAAGAAUAUUAUUCAUGAUGUGAGCAACCAUUCCAAGGGAGAUAGACCAUUUGCUGCUUAAACAGGUGGGUUAAUACAUACAGAUACGAGCACCAGAAAGGAAUUUGUGGAAGCAAAUAUACAACUUUACGCUAAGAAAUACACUAAGUCUUUGGAAUCAUAAAUCUUAAAGGUUCAUAUGAAGUAGGAACUAGAUGGGAAUUACAGCAAGAAAGAACCUCCCCAGACAAACACGUAAUGAUUCUGAUGUUAUUGGAAGUUAAUAGAACAGCUGCAGUUUUCUUCUAAUUGUUCAUUUUCCACAAAUUCUGUGUGGGAUGGAGGCAGGCUAAGUAUAUAGGGCGAAGCACAUCAAGAAUGAGUAAAAAGAUGACAGCCUUAAAAGAAUUAAAAAGAAAACUGCCAAAAUCAACUUCCCAUAGCUUUUUCCAGCAGCAUUGCUAAGCAGGAAUUUGUACUUCUGAGUUUGGCCAUUGUUUGCUAACAGCUCUGCUUCAGGAGUAAGCAUUUGGCAUUGUUUUAAUGUCCUACAUUUAUUUAUUCAAACAAACAAACAAACAAAAACCAAAUGCCACACCUUUGCUGUUCUCUAUCCCUUCUCGUGCCUCCCCAUUAAAUAGAAAUAAACACUUUUUUUUAAAGA